CUCGCGCCCGUCCUUUCAAGCUUGGGCCCGGCAGAAUGGCUCCCGCAAAGAAGGGUGGCGAGAAGAAGAAGGGACGUUCUGCCAUCAACGAGGUGAUGACCAGAGAAUACACCAUCAACAUUCACAAGCGCAUCCAUGGCGUGGGCUUCAAGAAGCGUGCUCCUAGGGCACUCAAAGAAAUCCGGAAAUUUGCCAUGAAGGAGAUGGGGACUCCAGAUGUGCGGAUUGAUACCAGGCUCAAUAAAGCCGUCUGGGCCAAAGGAAUAAGGAAUGUUCCGUAUCGUAUCCGGGUACGUUUGUCCAGAAAACGUAAUGAGGAUGAGGACUCACCAAACAAACUCUACACAUUGGUAACUUACGUGCCUGUUACCACAUUCAAAAAUCUACAGACAGUCAAUGGGGAUGAGAACUAA
Chionomys nivalis (European snow vole) is the source of this 413-nucleotide messenger RNA. Its product is annotated as 60S ribosomal protein L31-like. Gene Ontology annotation, cellular component: ribosome; cytosolic large ribosomal subunit. Gene Ontology annotation, molecular function: structural constituent of ribosome. The record is from RefSeq and is a predicted model, not a curated record. Lineage: Eukaryota; Metazoa; Chordata; Mammalia; Rodentia; Cricetidae. Gene Ontology annotation, biological process: cytoplasmic translation. The transcript has a single exon. Bases 36 to 413 code for a protein of 125 amino acids.